Trichosurus vulpecula (common brushtail) is the source of this 504-nucleotide messenger RNA. RefSeq names its product NADH dehydrogenase [ubiquinone] 1 alpha subcomplex assembly factor 4-like. Gene Ontology annotation, biological process: mitochondrial respiratory chain complex I assembly. Bases 1 to 504 code for a protein of 167 amino acids. The record is from RefSeq and is a predicted model, not a curated record. The transcript has a single exon. NCBI's taxonomy places the organism in Eukaryota, Metazoa, Chordata, Mammalia, Diprotodontia, Phalangeridae. Gene Ontology annotation, cellular component: mitochondrion.
AUGGGGGCCAGGGUGACCCGCGCUUUCUGGAACUUCAACCUGGAUAACUGUGCCGAGAGGGAGAUCAGCGAGGUGAAGCCGUCUGCUGCCCACAAGCACCCCUUCACUAAGGCCUUGAUGCCAGAGCAACUCAGCCACCAUCCAGAACUAGAGGAAAUAGUUAAAAGAAAAGAUGAUAAGCUGCUCACAUUGUUAAGAGAAGUAUAUGUGGAGUCCAAAGAUCCUGUUCCACCUGUGCGAGUGAAAGAUGCCAGUAUACCUCAGUCGACAGAGCUCAGACUUCUAAAAGGCAAUCACUUUAACCUCAUGACUUCCCAGAACAUUCCCAAGGGCAAAAUUUCUGUGGUGGAGGCUCUCACACUACUUAACAAUCAUAAAUGUUCUCCUGAAACAUGGACUGCAGAGAAAAUAGCCCAGGAAUAUUAUCUAGAACUAAGGGAUGUUAAAUCCCUUCUCACGUUUUUCGUUGCUAAGGGGGAUACGUUAGGAAGGAGCAAAAUAUAG